CAGGAGGAGGGACGCUGCAGAGAUGAGCGGGACACCGGAGGAGCAGAGGACCCGAAACCUCAGCACGGCGGACGAGGAGAUGAAUGUCUGUAGAUUACGCUUAACGGUACCACCAGAUGAAGGCUCUCUUCCUGAACAAGGAGCAAAUAAACUGGAAAGAACAAAAAAACAACUCCACCACGUACCGAAUGGAAUGUCUACAGGAAAGUUCUCUGAUGGCAUGGUGUAUGGUGUAGUGCACAGGACUGACAAUAACCAUAAGAAAGAAAUGGUGGUUUAUGGGUGGUCAGCUAACCAGGUGAAAGAAGAGAUGAAUUACAUUAAAGAGGUGAGAGCAACUUUGGAAAAAGUAAGAGAGAAAAUGUAUGGCGAGUAUGGUGAAAUGAAACGGAAAAUACAGCAACUUACAAGUGAAUUGACAAUAGCAAAUGCUGAAAAGGAUUCCUUAGAGAGCCACAUGGAAGUGCAGGCGGCAGCCUUGAAUAGCUUCAAUGAAAUGAACACCUCAUUGACAACAGCAUCAAUUGAGUUACAGAAAACUUUAGUGGAUGUUAGUUUGGAGAACACAGAUAUAAGAGAUCAAAUAAGAAAUUUAAAAUGCACACAUGAACAGUCCAUGGAAAAACUGAAAGAAAAGCAGAAACAGCUAGAAACAGCUCAAGUUGAAAAUCAGCUUCUGAAACUAAAGGUGGAAUGCUCUCAGGAAGCCAAUGCUGAUGUAAUGAGAGAGAUGACGAGAAGACUGUACAGUCAGUAUGAAGAAAAACUACAAGAAGAAGAACAGAAGCAUAUAGCUGAGAGAGAAACUCUCAUAGCAGAAACAAAUCGACUUCUGAAGGCCAUUGAGGAGGCAAAUAAGAAGAUGCAAAUUACAGAGACAAGUAUACAAGAAAAAGACCAGAGGAUUGGAGAGCUGGAUCGGCUCAUUCAGCGCAUGGAAGAGGAACGCCACCAGCUACAAAAACAACUGGUACAGCAUGAAACCCAGAUAUCGGGAGCAAAAUCUCAAACCCAUUCAGACAAACAGAGGUCACAGCAUCUAGAAGAGGUUGCAGCUGGUCUUAGAGAACGUAUCAAACAUCUGGAUGAUAUGGUUCAUUGCCAACAGAAGAAAGUCAAACAUAUGGUAGAAGAGAUUGAAAUACUAAAGAAAAAGAUCAAGCAAAAGGAAUUGUUUAUAAUGCAGCUUCUAGAAAAAAUUUCUUUCCUAGAAUGUGAGAAUAAAGAAUUACAAGACAGGUUAGACUACUUAAUGGAAACCCAGCCAAGGACGAAUGUAGAAACAAGAGAGAUUGGAAUAGGUUGUGAUCUUCCAUCCAGGACGUUUAUUUGUAGACUUCCAGAUAAAGGUAAAAAGAUCGCCGAUUUUGUUGAAAAGCUGAAGCUUGCCAUAGCAGAAGAAGAAGAAUUAAGGAGGACAACUGAACUGUUGUCUGUUGUUAGACUGGAGUUUCAGGCAAAACAAGAGGAGAUUAAUACAAACAACCAAAGAGUACCCCUGAGUGAGGACAAAUCAACAAAUAAAGUUUUAUCUAUUUAUGAAAACUCUGCUACUAAUAUAAAUGUUUACUCUGCUACAAAAACUUCUAACACUGUUUUGCAAGACAAGGAAGCUGAAUGUACCAAGAAAAGACACACACAUAAGGCUUCUGCAAAGGGCCAUAAAAAACAUGAUCAAUCAGAGAGUAUGAUACAAGACCAUGCAAAAACUCAUGAAAGUGAAUCCAGUUUACUUUCAUCCACAACCAGCCUGAUGAAAAUUGAUCAACCGAUACCUAAGUAUAAUUCUCUGGGUGAAGCAGAAAGUGCUGAGGAUGAUUCAGGCAACAGUGAUGACAUGCUGGUUGAAGCCUUCAAAAGAGUUGCAGUUGGAGAUGAGAAUAACAGCAAAGGAAAGUCAGAAAAAGAACAGAACACUCCUAAAUUUAAGGAUAAUCCCUUUGAAAGCCUUUCCACCAUGACACCAAAAAAGCCGCAUUAUAUUGAAGUUCUAGAAUCAAGAGCUAAGAACCCAAGAGCUAAAAAUAAAUUUAAAACAAAUGCAUUGCCAGCUGAGUGGAGUGGGUCAUCGCAUGGUUCCUCACCUAGUCAUUCACCUAGGAGACCUGGGUCUUCAAUUUCUAAGAAAGAAAGCCGUAUUAGAGAUAAGAAACAUCUGGAUGACAUCACAGCAGCGCGGCUGCCACCAUUUCAUUAUGCACCUGCUCAGUUGUUAUCCAUAGAAGAAUCAAUAGCAAUUCAGACACGGCAAAAAGAAAUUUAUGAGGAAAUGCAAGCCAAACUCGCCGCGCACAAACUAGCAGAAACUUUGAAUAUUAAAAUGGUCAGAUAUGAACCUGAGGGAGAAGCCUCGAUGAAAUACAGAGAAAUGGGGGACGAGGAAAACUACCAUUCACUGGAAGACUGAGCUCAGAAAGGAAAAUAUCAGUCAAUAGACAAUGCAGCUGAUGUCUUGAACUAUCCUUUUAAAAAUAACUAGGAUUCAAUAAUCAGGGUUCUUGGCCUUGUAGAGUGCUGGUUUUGGUAGUGGAGAUGUGGCAUUGCAAUUCUUGGAAGGGAUUAAUACUUCAAGUACAAAUGAUGUUGUUUGGGGCCUGAUUUUCAUAGGCAGAGAAAGUUCUCAGUGCCUCAAAAAUUGCUCAUUGGGCUUUAUAUACCUCUAUAUACAGCUAAGGGCUGUUCAACAUACUGUAGUAAGCAGUGGCAGAGUCUACAAGAAGAUGGUAUAGUUGGAGGACAAAACAUAAAAGAAAUAUAUUUUUCCACCUGAAAACCUAUAGUGAAUAAGCAAGAACUCCAGAACAUUUUCUGUCCAGUUAUGGUGAUGCUUGUUAAGCAAAUCUAGAGAUCUAAUUAAUUUGAAGACUAUUUUUUUUCUUGGUGUUUUGUUUUCCUGUAUUAUUUUUGUACAUUGAUUAAACUUUUGAAAUACUAUUGUCUGUUGAAACUAAUAGAACAGAUCCUUUCUCUAGUUUCAGAAGUCCUGGGUAUUUUUCAGUAAGGUAAAUGAGCCAACCAUUGAUCAAAUAUCUCUUAAACACAGUAACAUUGUCUAUGUUUCAACUGAAGAUUGAAGGUGGAGAGCACCAGCGAAAAGCUUUUCUUAAUUGCAAAGAAAUACAGCUCAGAUAAAACAUAAUAGAAAAUUCUUUAUUUUCCUUGCUAACAUCAUGAUUCUGAUAUUCCUGUGCAGCACAAGGAAUGCACUUCCCUGCUGCUGACUUAGCUAUUGGCGAUAGCAUUAGCUGUUGUAAGCAAACUCGAGCCACGGCAGGUAAAAAAGACUUUUGUUCAUUUGCUGGCAUUAAUUAUACUAUGGUGUCAGUCAUUUAAAGCAGACUACAUUUGGAAACUUAAGGGUCUUUUGAUAAGUGCAAUAAAAACACUAUGUGCAAAUCAUACCAACUA
This is a messenger RNA of Pelodiscus sinensis (Chinese soft-shelled turtle), 3408 nucleotides long. NCBI's taxonomy places the organism in Eukaryota, Metazoa, Chordata, Testudines, Trionychidae. The record is from RefSeq and is a predicted model, not a curated record.